AUGGAUACAACUAUGGUAGCAAACUUAAACCCUGCUGAUGGAGACAAGCCAAUAGAAAUAAAAGUCAUUAGGAAAUGGUUAUCAUAUGGGAAAAAAGUUGAAUGUUGCUACAUAUUCCUUGAUAAAAGUAGAGAUGCAAUAGAAGCAUGUGGUUGCUUGGGAGAUAAAGGCUACUUUGAUUCGAUAAUUAGGAUGGAUGGCAGGGCAGCAAAAUUUGAAGAAAUACGUGAUGAGGGAUUUCCUGUGUACUACUUCAAUUUUCUUGCAUAUGGUCAAUUAGGUGCAAGGCUUGAUAACCAUAAGACACUCACAGAUUAUAUCGAAAGAGUUGAAAAUGUGUAUGAAGUAGUCAGAACUCAAGGAAAUGCAAUUUUGAAACUCAAACUAGAAAAUUUGAGUGGAACAAUGAUUGAGAUAACUUUUUGGGAUAAGGCGGCUAACUCAUUUGAUAAAGAAGCUAUUGAAUCAUUACCUUCUCCUGUUAUUGUUGCUAUUACUUCAAUGAAAGUCACACAGUAUCUAGGAAAUUUGCAAUUGACAGCAACUCCAGCCUCAUAUAUUUACAUCAACCCCACUAUUCUCGAGGCUGCUUCAAUGGCUGCUGAGUUUGUCGAACGACAUAAGCAAAAUCCCGUACUCAAGAUAAAAUACCAAAAAAGUAAAGAUAUACAUGUCGAAAAGAAAAGAAAUAGGUUUCCAUUGGUAGACUUGCUAUCUCAAAACCCAAACCGUUAUGCAGGAGCUCAGUUCACUUGCAAAGCAUCUCUGGUUAGCAUAGAUGCAAGCAAGGCAUACAUCGCAGAUGAGACCGCUCAAGCAAAGAUAGUCUUUUUUGAUGUUGCAGCUAGAAUGUUGUUCCAAACAGAUUGCAACACACUCAUUGAUCAUCAUGGAUACACUGAUCCCUACACGUUGCCUGCACCCCUCACCAUUCUCAUAGGCCAGCCAAAAAUAAUUCAAUUCCGAUUCACAAGAUUUUGUAGGCUGGGUGCUAAAGACUUUGUAGCAGAUGCUGUUUUUAAAGAUAUAGUUUCUCCAGAAAAAGAAAGUCACACAGAAACAGCCAUUAUCAACCAACCAACUACCUCAGCAUCAUCAAAAAAUAAAAAACACUCACUGCAUCAACUGAUCCUCCAUCUACGGCUUCUGUUACUCCAGCAAAAGCCCUUCAAGAGCAUCUCACAACAUCAUCCAUCACACCCGCUUCUGCUGAAACUAAACAUCACCAAAUGA
Lactuca saligna is the source of this 1233-nucleotide messenger RNA. The record is from the annotation of a GenBank genome assembly. NCBI's taxonomy places the organism in Eukaryota, Viridiplantae, Streptophyta, Magnoliopsida, Asterales, Asteraceae.